Andrographis paniculata is the source of this 1392-nucleotide messenger RNA. RefSeq names its product mitochondrial dicarboxylate/tricarboxylate transporter DTC. Lineage: Eukaryota; Viridiplantae; Streptophyta; Magnoliopsida; Lamiales; Acanthaceae. The coding region runs from base 121 to 1017 and encodes 298 amino acids. The transcript is spliced from 6 exons. The record is from RefSeq and is a predicted model, not a curated record. Gene Ontology annotation, molecular function: oxoglutarate:malate antiporter activity. Gene Ontology annotation, biological process: transmembrane transport.
UUCUAUAUUUGUGCCUGCCCUUGUUAACCAAACCCUCGUUCUCGUCGUCUUCAUCGCCCAUUACUUUAAUUCCUCCCAAAUCUCUCCCCCCUUUGCUCAAGGAAUUCCAAAUCAAGAAUAAUGGGGGAAGAGAAGCCGAAAACUGGAGGAGUGUGGCCUGCCGUCAAGCCCUUUGUUAAUGGCGGCGCCUCUGGUAUGCUUGCGACCUGUGUCAUUCAGCCCAUUGACAUGGUCAAGGUGAGAAUACAGCUCGGCCAGGGAUCAGCUGGCGAGGUGACCAAGAACAUGCUCAAAAACGAGGGUCUUGGUGCCUUUUACAAGGGUUUGUCUGCUGGGCUUCUUCGACAAGCAACGUAUACAACUGCACGGCUUGGAUCAUUUAAGAUUUUGACAAACAAAGCCAUAGAGGCAAACGAUGGGAAGCCCCUACCCCUUUAUCAGAAGGCCAUAUGUGGAUUGACUGCCGGAGCAAUAGGGGCAUGUGUUGGUAAUCCUGCAGAUCUGGCGCUCAUUCGCAUGCAGGCCGACGCAACCCUACCUGUUGCCCAAAGGCGAAACUACACCAAUGCAUUCCAAGCCCUCUACCGUAUCGUUGCUGAUGAGGGUGUGCUUGCCCUAUGGAAAGGCGCUGGCCCGACUGUGGUGAGGGCCAUGGCUCUCAACAUGGGCAUGCUUGCUUCUUACGACCAAUCUGUGGAGUUCUGCAAGGAUUCACUCGGUCUUGGCGAGGUUGCCACCGUGCUAGGGGCAAGUUCGGUUUCGGGAUUCUUUGCUGCGGCCUGCAGCCUGCCAUUCGACUAUGUCAAAACCCAGAUACAGAAAAUGCAGCCGGAUGCUACGGGAAAGUAUCCCUACACUGGAUCACUGGACUGCGCCAUGAAAACGCUGAAAGCAGGAGGACCUUUGAAGCUGUACUCAGGAUUUCCCGUAUAUUGUGUUCGAAUUGCGCCUCAUGUCAUGAUGACAUGGAUAUUCCUGAACCAAAUCCAGAAGAUGGAGAAGUCUAUGGGAUUGUGAUCAGGAUGCUGCUAAUCUUGAAUAAUGCUUUGGUAUCUCCUUGGAGGGUUUCAUGACUUUGCAUCUUCAAACACUAAGAUUUAUUAUUAUAUCAUUACAAAGAACCAUGAACAUUUUUGGAAUUGAACUUGAACUGAGACUGAGAUUAAGAGCAGCCAGCCGCCAGCUACCAUAGAAAUUGGAUUCUUAAUUAUUAUUAUUAUUAGAUCUCAAAAAUUGAUGACUGCUUCGGCCGAAUAAUUUCAGCAGUGAUGAGUGUUCUCUAUAUGAGCAUUGUUGAUUACGUGUCUGUCUGCGAUUGGUUCAAACAGACCUAUGGCUUGUUCAAUUUGCUUUAGAGCAUGCCCAAAUUCAUUCCAUAUGUUUUUGGUCUUA